Laetiporus sulphureus 93-53 is the source of this 696-nucleotide messenger RNA. RefSeq lists its product as uncharacterized. The coding region runs from base 69 to 548 and encodes 159 amino acids. The record is from RefSeq and is a predicted model, not a curated record. The transcript has a single exon. Lineage: Eukaryota; Fungi; Basidiomycota; Agaricomycetes; Polyporales; Laetiporaceae.
CGCUUACGUGACUAUAUGCGCUGAUCACGACAGAAGGCCAGAAGACAGUCGCCGUGCGUCAAGGUAGCAUGCCGCAUGCGAGUUACGCGUUGGGCGUCAACGCGGCUAGACACACUGGUUUACACGUACCGUCGCCCUUGGCCAUGUCCAAGACCACCCGCAGCAAGGAACAAACUCAUAGACGCAAGCGCGGAGACACAAUCCGGGCGUCAGACUUCAUACGUCCAACUCUGCUCCCCAGUGCAGCAGACGACAUUGCGAAUACGGGUAGUUCUGCUCAAACCAAUGGCAGCGGUAAGACUCAAGGCGGUACGCGCACCCGGAGGACGCGUUCCGGUACCGUUACCCUCGCUGGGCCCGCCUCGCGUGCUACGGACGUGCAGGUACAAGGGGAGAAGCCAAAGGCGAACUCUCCGUUGCGCACGCACAAGCGUCACCACGAGGGCUGGCCCACGAUCCGGAUGAGAAUCGACAAUUCGCCUCUUCGAACCAUCGCUGGAGAAGACGAGGACGAAUUGCUUCUGAAGGCAGGAAGUAGUGUGCACUGAUUAAGCAGGGACUGAACUGCUGGUUAGUUUUCCAAGUAAUGAUAUCGUGUAUUGAGUUGCUCUGUGGUCACCUAGCACUUCUUUCUCCUUGUGAAUAGUCCAGGUUGUUGCAAAUGGCAAAUGCUUCCGUCCUCGUACGGCAUGAGCU